AUGCAGCUCUGUCUUAUUUUGAUUGCGACUGGUUGCGCUAUUAUUAAUGCCUCACCUAGCAAUAUGGCUAAGUUAAACGCUAUAAAGUUUCCGGAACACCAUGAUGAUGAUGUACCAGAACCAUGCAGAAAUCUCACCUAUUGCACGAUACCACCGAAAAAUUAUCCAUUUAAGGAGUUCAAUGAGAUGUUCAAAUUUUAUAAACCCGCCCCACAACCAAAGCUAGUGUUAUCACCGGUUAGUAUUAAUACUCGAGGAGAAUUUGAUGACGAUUGCGAAACGAAAAUAUCUUAUGAUCCCCUGUAUAAGGUGCGUGAAAAGCGUGGGAAUGAAUGGCGCAAUGUAAUACAAGCGUCUGAACACGACUAUAUACAGAGUGUUCGCUUGGAGACUUGCCAAAAAACGGAAGCGACAUGUUUCAGUCAUCUAGAGGAAUUACAGGACUCCUACUCAACCUUUUGCUUUCAAAAGUACAAUGUUUGGAAGGUGUUGGUGGAAAAACCGGGACAUGCACCAGAGGAGAUUGAGGCAGAGUUGCCAGUGUGCUGCUCUUGUCAUUAUAAAUCGAAGCAGCUGGUGUAA
Messenger RNA from Pieris macdunnoughi, 582 nucleotides. The record is from the annotation of a GenBank genome assembly. NCBI's taxonomy places the organism in Eukaryota, Metazoa, Arthropoda, Insecta, Lepidoptera, Pieridae.